Molecule: messenger RNA, 2417 nt
Organism: Tachyglossus aculeatus (Australian echidna)
Lineage: Eukaryota; Metazoa; Chordata; Mammalia; Monotremata; Tachyglossidae
Gene: CHST1
Product: carbohydrate sulfotransferase 1
Exons: 1
Coding region: 205-1470 (421 amino acids)
Biological process (GO): N-acetylglucosamine metabolic process; carbohydrate metabolic process; keratan sulfate proteoglycan metabolic process
Cellular component (GO): Golgi membrane
Molecular function (GO): N-acetylglucosamine 6-O-sulfotransferase activity; keratan sulfotransferase activity
Source: RefSeq, a predicted model, not a curated record
UCAACCAACAUCCCGCUUAUUGUUAUUGCUAUUAAGGCCGCCUGAUGCACUGGCCUUGUCCAACUCUGAGCCUCCCUCCCACUCCCCACACUGCCCCCCGGCUCAGCAAGCCAUCCCCGUCCCCCGCCGACCUCCGCUCAACCCAGGUCUUGCGUCGGCAGAUCCCAGGCCGGCAGAGAAGCCUUCCCAUGAAGGUGUCCAGCCAUGCAAUGUUCCUGGAAGGCCGUCCUCCUCCUCGCCUUGGCCUCCAUCGCCAUCCAGUACACGGCCAUCCGCACGUUCACGGCCAGGUCCUUCCCCAGCUGCCCGGUGCCCAGCCCGGCGAACUGUAGCCCUGGGCUCUCGGAGCCUGAGGCGGCCGAGAGGCUCUGUGACGAGGGCCCCACCCCGGCUUACAACCUCUCCCGCAAAACCCACCUGCUCAUCCUGGCCACCACCCGCAGCGGCUCCUCCUUCGUGGGCCAGCUCUUCAACCAACACCUGGACGUCUUCUACCUGUUCGAGCCCCUGUACCACGUGCAGUCCACCCUGAUCCCGCGCCUGGCGCAGGGCCGCAGCCCCUCCGACCGCCGGGUCAUGCUGGGCGCCAGCCGCGACCUGCUGCGCAGCCUGUACGACUGCGACCUCUAUUUCCUGGAGAACUACAUCAAGCCGCCUCCGGUCAACCACACGACGGACCGCGUCUUCCGCCGAGGAGCCAGCCGGGCCCUGUGCUCCCCACCCGUGUGUGCGGCCCCGGGCUUCCCCACCGCCCCGCAGCUGGAGGAGGGCGAGUGCGUUCGCCGUUGUGGCCUCCUCAACCUGACGCUGGCCGCCGAGGCCUGCCGGGAGCGCGGCCACGUGGCCAUCAAGACCGUCAGGGUGCCCGAGGUCGGCGACCUGCGGGCCCUGGUGGAGGACCCCCGGCUCAACCUGAAGGUCAUCCAGCUGGUGAGGGACCCCCGCGCCAUCCUGGCCUCCCGCAGCGAGACCUUCCGGGACACCUACCGACUCUGGCGCGUCUGGGACGGCACGGGCCGGAAGCCCUACAAUCUGGACGUCACCCAGUUGACCACCGUCUGCGAGGACUUCUGGAACUCGGUGUCCGCCGGCCUGAGCCGGCCGCCCUGGCUCAAGGGGAGGUACAUGUUGGUGCGCUACGAGGACCUGGCCCGCCACCCCGGGAGGAAGACAGGGGAGAUCUACGACUUCCUGGGCAUCCCCCUGGACAGCCACGUGGAACGCUGGAUCCAGAACAACACCCGGGGCGACGGCGCCUCUGCCAAGCACAAGUAUGGCACCGUGCGUGAUUCGGCAGCAACAGCCGAGAAGUGGCGCUUCCGGCUCUCCUAUGAGAUCGUGGCGUUCGCCCAACACGCCUGCCGGCAGGUGCUGGCCCAGCUGGGCUACAGGAUGGCCACCUCGGAGGAGGAGCUGAGGAACCUGUCCGUCAGCCUGGUGGAGGACCGAGACUUUCACCCCUUUUUGUGACGCAGGGACCGUAGAGGACGUAACACUGGGGUCGCCGCAGACCCGCCGGGAUCUCCAUGGACCCAUCGAGGACACGCCGAGGACACUCCAUGGAUGUGUCAUGGCCGGGCCAGGGACGCACCGGGGAUGCGCGGGAGGGGGUGGUUUUGAUACGAACCGUUUCUAACUGUUGCCUUAUUCCCGCCCCCCUUUUUCCAUCCCCCCCGCCCCCGUCCUUCUCGCCCUCCUUCUCUUUUUUCUGUCUCUCCAAAAUUUGCACUAUGUCUCGAAUGGGACACUUCGGGGACAGUUGCCCUGGUGGGAGGCGGGGAGAGGGAGAGGUCUCCCCACACCCUGGGCUUCUUCCUGGGCCGUGAUUCAAACACAUGGAAGUUUGGUCUCUCUGUGGAUGGUUAACAAUGUUUACAAACACAUCACAUGCACACACACACACACACACACAUACACUACACACACUACGCACAGACACACAACAUAUCAACACAAAAGAAACUUCUCAAGCUUUCCAAACAGAAGGGUAUUUGGGGUAUUGUACUUUUUGCACUGUUUACUUUUACAAGGUAAGAGAUUUAAAAAAGCCCUUAUCUAUCUAAUUUAUGAAUGGUGUCUCCCCCUCCCCCACAACAUGCCUUGCCCCUCCCAGUGAUCUUCCCCAAAGAGCAGCAAAUCCCUGGACUUUGUUUUCCCCCUCCCUCCCUCCUCCCCAUUGGUGAGCAGGUUUUACUGUGAGGUGAAUGUACGUCUCCUUGUUUUUUCAGUCUGUUGCGAUCAUGUCUGUUUGUCUGAGUCUUGUUGCUGGACCUGAGCAGUUGGUUGCUGGUUGUUAUUUUUUUGGGGUACUGGUCAGUUUUUGGUUCAUCUGUGACAUUUCUUUGUGCCAAAACAAUGAAAAAAUGGAAAAAAAAAAGAAUUGGGGCAGUUUGCUAAAUGAAAAGAAAUUAAAUGCU